UGUGUAAAAUCAAUCAUAAAAGAGCAUUACAUAUCCCUAUGAUUAAUGUUCGAUCGCUUCAAACCUUUCAUCUAGUAGAAUCGUCAAUCCGGUAUAUAAGCGUUGGCAAUUUUUCUCGUGAUUAUAUUUCACUCGCUAUAUCCAUUAUUUUUCAUCUGUGAGAGAAUUUUUUAUUAAUCUGAAAAAUCGUGAGGCAAUGCCAGCGAUAUAGUAGUCUCCAACCAGUGCUGAAGAUGGAUUCACCGAGUGAUAUCUUUCAGUCUCGAUUAUAUCGACUCAAUCGUGUGCUGCUUUCAUUACUGGGACAGUGGCCUUUUCAACAGGAUAGACAUAGACGAGUUAUCUUCGUUACGAUAUCGGUUCUUGGUAUAACGCAAGCCAUCACACAGGUAUUCGCUUUAGUAACAUUACGUCACGACUUAAUCGCAACGCUUGAAUGUAUACCACCCCUCAUGGUGGAUAUUGCUUGCAUCGUUAAGAUGAUAAAUUUAAUAUGCAAUAUAAGAAAGAUCAAAAUACUUCUUAUAAGCAUACAAAGGGACUGGCAAUCGUGGACUAUCCAAAGCGAAUUCGAAAUUCUGUAUAAAUUUGCGGAAACUGGAAGAAGCAUAACAAUCGGCUAUGCUAGUGGCAUGUAUGCAUUCGGCAGCCUAUUUCCACUAAUGGCGAUAAUUCCGAAGAUUAUUGACAAAAACGUGGUUUCCAACUAUUCGACGCGACCAGUAGGAUUUCCAUACCAUGUCGAAUAUUUCGUAAAUCUCGAUAAGUAUUAUUAUCCUGUACUAAUUCAUAAUUAUUUAGCCACCGCCAUUCGGCUGACUAUCAUAGUCGCAUCCGAUAGCUACGUGGCUAUUCUGGUACAACAUUGCUGCGCACUGUUUUCAAUCGUCAGAUAUCGAUUGGAACAUAUACGAGAAUCUAUCGAACAGGAUAAAGAACUCGCUAUGCUCGAGGAAGAUGAUAAGAUUUACAAUAAUUUUGCUUACUGCAUUCGAAAACACGAAAAUGCCUUGCAGUUCGCCAACCUUUUGGAAACUGCUUAUUCAAAGGUGUUUUUCAUAGAAGUCGGUUUAAUUAUAGGGGCUAUGAGUUUGUCAGCUUUACAGGCAACCAUUGAUAGCUUCACUCCAGAACUCGCUCUUCGACAUGGUGGUUACAUAACUGCUCAAUUACUGCAUUUAUACAUCGCAUGCUGGUUAGGGCAACAAGUGAUUGAUCAUAGCAGUCGUGUAUACACAUCGAUCUAUCGAGGCGAAUGGUACGAAUCAUCACCGAAAUCCAGAAAACUUCUGAACGUGAUGAUGCUAAGAAGCACUUUACCUUGCACGUUAACUGUUGGUAAAAUCAUGGUUCUUUCUCUUCCGAGCUUCAGUGCGAUUGUACGUGCGUCCGCUUCGUAUUUCACCGUUUUUAGAUCUGUACAGUAAUUGAAAAUUUUUUUG
Camponotus floridanus (Florida carpenter ant) is the source of this 1442-nucleotide messenger RNA. Its product is annotated as odorant receptor 13a-like. Gene Ontology annotation, cellular component: plasma membrane. The transcript has 9 exons. Bases 234 to 1427 code for a protein of 397 amino acids. The record is from RefSeq and is a predicted model, not a curated record. Gene Ontology annotation, biological process: sensory perception of smell; detection of chemical stimulus involved in sensory perception of smell. Gene Ontology annotation, molecular function: olfactory receptor activity; odorant binding. Lineage: Eukaryota; Metazoa; Arthropoda; Insecta; Hymenoptera; Formicidae.